Messenger RNA from Mixia osmundae IAM 14324, 1137 nucleotides. RefSeq lists its product as uncharacterized. The coding region runs from base 1 to 1137 and encodes 378 amino acids. The record is from RefSeq and is a predicted model, not a curated record. Gene Ontology annotation, biological process: translation. NCBI's taxonomy places the organism in Eukaryota, Fungi, Basidiomycota, Mixiomycetes, Mixiales, Mixiaceae. Gene Ontology annotation, cellular component: ribosome; mitochondrial large ribosomal subunit. The transcript is spliced from 6 exons. Gene Ontology annotation, molecular function: structural constituent of ribosome.
AUGCCCUGCGCUCGCUGCUGGAGGGACACAACAGCUGCACGCUCGCGACACCUGACGACCGUGCCGCGCAACAAGACCACGCUGACCGUGGAACGCGGUUCGGCUCGGUCGGCCUGUCAGUCUUAUCUCUCCUUAGCGUCGCUGCUUGACGGCCAGCCGUCGUAUCGCGAACGACGCCGCCCUCUGGCAACGCAGGCACUCGUCGAUUGGCUCACGUUUCGGGCCGCUCGCACGAUGCAUCCCUCGUUAUGCAGUCUGGCAAAGAUACCCGGUGUGGCGGGCAAGAUGUUCAAGCGAGGCCAGCUCGGUCUGUUUGAUGGCAAGGUGAAGCGAUACGGCAAUAACGUGCCUGACUCACAUCACAAGACGAGGCGAUCAUGGCUGCCCAACAUCCAGAACAAGAAACUUUGGUCAGAGGCGCUCAAUCAGCAUUUGAGGAUGAAAGUCACGACUUCUGCAUUGAGGACGAUAGACAAGUGCGGCGGGCUGGAUAGGUACCUUUUCAGGAUGAGAGACGACAGGUUAGGACUCUACGGCGUUCAGCUGCGUAACAAGAUUGCCUCGAGGUACCAGCGCGAGCAUCGGCGAGAUCUCGAGCCCUUUAUUGAUCAGGUCAGGCAAGCUGAGUUCAAGAAAUGGCGAGCGAGCCAGAAUUCAGGAUCGACACCAGCCGUGUCAUCAGCGGCCAAUCCUCCACUUUCGCCUGGCAUGUCCGUCCCUGACGGAAGCACUCUCUCAGAGCCGAGACAGAGCCUACCAGCAGAUUCCACGAUCAGCCGCUAUCGCGUGGGACGGACUCGCUCGCCCACCCCUUUGGCGUGUGCCACACUGGCCAGACGCCUGAGUUCCGCGAAGAAAGCGGAUCCUUCGCUAGCCGCUCACUUGCGCGGGUCUGAGAAGCCAUCGACGCCCGAGGCUGACACCACCUCGGCAAGGCGAAACCGACAAACUCACAAACUGGAGCGGACUCAGCCUCACGCUCCUGCCUUAGCCAGGUCUGCAGUACUACUGACUGCACCCACUCUCCGGCUACUUGCCUCAGCCGCACAUCACGCUAAGACGAGCAGUCUGCCCUAUCAGACCGCGUCUUUCGCCAGCAUAGGAGCGCGCGCCCUGCCUAUCUCGACCGGGUGCUAG